AUGGCCGCGCCCGCGCCGAGGCCGCCGCGCGCAAGCGCAAUCGCCGGCGCCCUGCUGCUCGCCCUCGCCGUCGUCGCCGCGUGCCUCGUCGGCGCCUCCUCCGCGGGCGCGGACAGCGGCGACGUGCUGCGGCGGGCGCAGCGCGAGGAGUUCGCGGCGUGGAUGGCCGGCGUCAGGCGGGCCAUCCACGAGCGGCCCGAGCUGGCGUUCCAGGAGCACGAGACGAGCGCGCUGGUCCGGAGGGAGCUCGACGCGAUGGGCGUCGCGUACAGGCACCCGGUCGCCGGGACGGGCGUCGUCGCGGCCGUCGGCACCGGGGGACCGCCGUUCGUCGCGCUGCGCGCCGACAUGGACGCGCUCCCGCUGCAGGAGGAAGUGGAGUGGGAGCACAAGAGCAAGGUGGCCCGGAAGAUGCACGCCUGCGGCCACGACGCGCACACCGCAAUGCUGCUCGGCGCCGCCAGGAUCCUCCAUGAGCGCCGCCACGACCUGCAGGGCACAGUAGUCCUCCUUUUCCAGCCGGGCGAGGAGGUCGGCAUUGGCGCCAAGAAGAUGGUGGAGGCGGGCGCCGUGGAGAACGUCGAGGCCAUAUUCGGGUUCCACGUCAGCGUGAUGCUCCCCACCGGCGUGGUGGGCUCCAGGGCCGGCCCGCUGCUGGCCGGGUGCGGGUUCUUCGAGGCGGUGAUUACCGGGGUCGGCGGCCACGCCGCCGCCCCCCACAGCACCGUGGACCCCGUGGUGGCAGCCUCCAGCGUCGUCCUCAGCCUGCAGAGCCUGGUCUCGCGGGAGGCCGACCCGCUGGACUCGCAGGUGGUGACGGUGACGAGGUUCCAGGGCGGCGGCGCGUUCAACGUGAUCCCGGACUCGGUGACGAUCGGCGGCACGUUCCGGUGCUUCUCCAGCGAGGGCUUCAUGCGGCUGAAGCGGCGGAUCGAGGAGGUGGUCGUGGCGCAGGCCGCGGUGCACCGGUGCGCGGCGUCCGUGGACUUCGGCGCCGGCGGGAGCCCGCUGCUUCCCCCGACGGUGAACGCCGCCUCGCUGCACGCGCACUUCGAGGCCGUCGCCGCCGAGACGGUCGGCGCGGGCGCCGUCCGGGGCGCCAUGGAGCCGUGCAUGGGGAGCGAGGACUUCGCGUCCUUCUCGGAGGCCGUCCCGGCCUCGCACUUCUACUUCGUCGGGAUCGGGAACGAGGCGAUCGGGGCCGUCCACGCCGCGCACUCGCCGCACUUCCUCGUCGACGACGACGCGCUCCCGUACGGCGCCGCGAUGCACGCCAACCUCGCCAUCGGGUACCUGCGGAACCACGCGGCAGCCAACGGGCCCGCUGGCCCCCACGACGAGCUUUAG
This is a messenger RNA of Miscanthus lutarioriparius, 1347 nucleotides long. Lineage: Eukaryota; Viridiplantae; Streptophyta; Magnoliopsida; Poales; Poaceae. The record is from the annotation of a GenBank genome assembly.